AUGGGAGAAGAAUUUCAAGCUGGAAUUUGUGGUGAAACAUGGUGGAAUAUUAAUAAUUCAACAAGAAAUGUUUUUCCUCUUAUGAUAAACUCAUCAUCAUCAUCAACAUCAUCAUGUUCAGGAAGCUAUAGUAACUGGCAAAAUGAGUUUUUGGGUUUGAAAGAAACUAAUAAUAACUUUGAUGUUUCUGAUUGUUCUUUGAGUUUUCUUGAUUCUCCGAAGCCGCCGGAAAUAUCGGUUACCGGAACCGGUAGUACUAGUAGCAUGUUCUUUGAUCUCUCAUCUCCAAAUUCAUCAAAUUGGAAUCACUCAAUAUUGUCAGAGAACAAUUUUGAGUGUGUGAUUCAAGAAGAAAGCACAAAGAAUUUCUCAUCUAGAAUGGAACAAGAAUUUUGCAUAGAUCAUCAAAGUUUGAAUUUAUCAUCAUAUCCAAUUGGAUCAGUGGAUUCAUAUGGUUGUUACCCUUCAAGUUUGAUACAAAGUUUAUUUGAUUCUCAACCACAGCCACAAAAUUCACUUUUUACCAACCCUUCUUCUAUGGCCUAUUCAUCAUCUUCAAUGCCAAAGCAACAGCUUAGUGGAUUGCACUUUUCAAACAAUACUCCUUUCUGGAAUGCUUCAGCUGAGGCUCUCAAUGAUAUUAGAGCAGGAGUUUUGGCUUCAUCACAAUCACAAUAUCAUCAAUCUCAUAAUUUUCAAAACAACAAUUUCAAUUCCUCAAAUACUCUAUUAAACAAGUUAAAGAGAGAAAAUUCACCAGAAGCAAAAACUUCAUCUGAAGUUACAAUGAAGAGGCAAAGAAUUGAGACUCCAUCACCAUUACCAACUUUUAAGGUUAGGAAAGAGAAGCUAGGGGACCGUAUCACAGCUCUUCAGCAGUUGGUUUCACCUUUCGGAAAGACGGAUACAGCUUCUGUUCUUCAUGAAGCCAUUGAUUACAUCAAGUUUCUUCAUGAUCAAGUCAAUGUUUUGAGCACUCCAUACAUGAAAAAUGGAUCUCCUAUUCAACACCAACAGGGUUGUGAUAAUGUGAAGGAGUUAGAAAGAAAAAAACAAGAUUUAAGGAGUCAAGGGCUUUGUUUGGUGCCAAUUUCAAGCACAUUUCCAAUGACUAAUGAGACUAGUAUUGAUUUUUGGACACCUACAUUUGGAGGAACACUCUUUGGCAGAUAG
This is a messenger RNA of Lathyrus sativus (Indian pea), 1173 nucleotides long. The record is from the annotation of a GenBank genome assembly. NCBI's taxonomy places the organism in Eukaryota, Viridiplantae, Streptophyta, Magnoliopsida, Fabales, Fabaceae.